Mizuhopecten yessoensis (Yesso scallop) is the source of this 1718-nucleotide messenger RNA. Its product is annotated as tubulin beta chain-like. Gene Ontology annotation, molecular function: GTP binding; structural constituent of cytoskeleton; GTPase activity. Lineage: Eukaryota; Metazoa; Mollusca; Bivalvia; Pectinida; Pectinidae. Bases 86 to 1417 code for a protein of 443 amino acids. Gene Ontology annotation, biological process: mitotic cell cycle; microtubule cytoskeleton organization. The transcript has 4 exons. The record is from RefSeq and is a predicted model, not a curated record. Gene Ontology annotation, cellular component: microtubule; cytoplasm.
CUUCAAGAUGUAUAACUACACGGAUGCUCAUUAACAUCGCCGUUUUGAGAACGAACAGUAGUACGAAAUCACACUGACAACCAAGAUGAGAGAAAUAGUUCACCUACAGGCCGGACAGUGCGGAAACCAGAUUGGAGCAAAGUUCUGGGAGGUGAUUUCUGAUGAACACGGAAUAGACCCCACAGGAUCUUAUAACGGAGAUUCUGACCUACAACUGGAGAGAAUUGAUGUUUACUUCACUGAAGCCUCGGGUGGCAAAUAUGUUCCCCGUGCUAUCUUGGUUGAUUUGGAGCCCGGAACCAUGGACUCUGUCAGAUCUGGUCCUUUUGGACAAAUCUUCAGACCAGACAACUUUGUGUUCGGACAGAGUGGUGCUGGAAACAACUGGGCUAAGGGACAUUACACAGAAGGUGCUGAACUUGUAGACUCUGUUCUUGAUGUUGUUCGUAAAGAAGCAGAAGGAUGUGAUUGUCUUCAGGGAUUCCAACUUACACAUUCUCUUGGUGGUGGUACUGGGUCCGGAAUGGGAACACUCCUCAUCUCCAAAAUCCGUGAAGAAUACCCCGACAGGAUCAUGAACACAUUCUCCGUAGUACCAUCGCCAAAAGUGUCUGACACAGUUGUGGAACCAUACAACGCAACUCUUUCGGUACAUCAAUUAGUAGAAAACACAGAUGAGACUUUCUGCAUCGACAACGAGGCUUUGUAUGACAUAUGCUUCCGUACCCUCAAGCUGACCACACCCACAUACGGUGACUUGAACCAUCUCGUCUCAGCCACCAUGUCCGGAGUCACCACCUGUCUCCGAUUCCCUGGUCAAUUGAACGCCGAUCUCCGUAAAUUGGCUGUCAACAUGGUGCCCUUCCCCCGUCUCCAUUUCUUCAUGACUGGUUUCGCUCCUCUCACAUCUCGUGGAAGCCAGCAGUACAGGGCUCUUACCGUCCCAGAGCUAACCCAACAGAUGUUCGACGCCAAGAACAUGAUGGCUGCUUGCGAUCCUCGUCACGGACGUUAUCUUACCGUUGCUGCAAUCUUCCGGGGACGUAUGUCCAUGAAGGAAGUCGAUGAACAAAUGUUAAAUAUACAAAACAAGAACAGCAGCUACUUCGUUGAAUGGAUUCCUAACAACGUCAAGACUGCCGUCUGUGAUAUCCCACCACGUGGUCUCAAAAUGUCUGGUACCUUCAUUGGUAACAGCACCGCCAUCCAGGAACUCUUCAAGCGUAUCUCUGAGCAGUUCACCGCUAUGUUCCGUCGUAAGGCUUUCUUGCAUUGGUACACUGGUGAGGGUAUGGACGAGAUGGAGUUCACAGAGGCCGAGUCCAACAUGAACGACUUGGUGUCUGAGUACCAACAGUACCAAGAUGCCACAGCCGAGGAGGAGGGAGAGUUUGACGAGGAAGAGGAAGAGGCUUAAAUGCGUUGAAACUUUGAGAACUUUUAACAAAAAUCUAGUCCGUCUGAUUUCUAAAGAAGGAUCAACUAGAGGACAGAUAUCAGAUGAAAGAAACACCAAGGCAUGAUAUUAACAACAACAAAAAACAUUUUUAAAUAAUACAACAUCAUGACUAUAAUGAAAUGGGAAUAUAUGUGCAAUUAUGAACAGCAAGAUAUCCAUGGUUUUACCGUAUUGCAAUAUUUUGUUAUUUUCAUUUUGUUAUUUUAACGAUGAACGAAAGAGUAACCUACUCAAUCAAUCAUUAAAAGAUCGAACGAUA